AACGUUACACAUCGGGUAACCAAGAUCUGUUUGCUCGCGGACAGCCAAACUAGCUACCAGCUAAUUCAGAAACACCAUUACCACCAAUACGCGCCAACGAUCGAGCGAUGAGCUCUCCAAUAUAUGUACACAUAUAUACCUACAUCUACCUGUACUCCAUCCAGCUGUUUCAACAUACACAGCCAACUGCACAAAUUAAGUUCGAGGAAAUAACAUUAAAUAUUCCACCAAAUAAUCCCUACAUUGGAGAUAUGACAGUUGAAAUAAUUAGUCCUGGAGAUAUAUUUUCAGUAAAAUUUUCAAUCAAAAAAGAUUUUCCUGAAAAUAUGAAGUUUUCUUUCAGUGUUGAAUUUGAAGAAGUUGAAGUAUCUAAAUUUGACAUGUUCGUAUGUGAAGCGAUGGAUGAAAAAGUUAAAGUUAAACCUGUUCUUGAACGUGGAUUACCCGUUGGUAAAUUUCCUACAGGUUGUCCUGUCAAAGCGGGUAAUGAUUUUGAAAUGAGAGAAUUUCAAAUCCAAUAUGAUUCAAUACCACCAGAAUUCCCAGUCGGUACAUUUUUUACUCAGAUUGUAAUAUUCGAAGCUGGCAAGGAUCCGUAUGGAACCGCCAACGUUGAUUGGUCAUUUUAUCACGAAUUAUCUGCAGUUACUAAAAUACCUGAACUUCCUAAAAUACCUGAAGCACCUGGUAUACCUGGAAUUGGUCGUUAGUUUUUGAUUAAUUCUUGUUUUUAUUUCAUUCAUGUUGACGAUGUCAAUAAUUACUAUACUAUUAUAUCUUAUGGGUUUUGUGGGUUAUUUAGUAGUUAUUUAGUGGUUAUAAAUAUUAUUUAUCUUGUGGGUUUUUCAGUGGUUAUAAAUAAAUAAUUAUAAUAUAAAUAAUUAUUUAUGUAGAUAAAUAAAUCAGUUAUGC
This is a messenger RNA of Microplitis mediator, 912 nucleotides long. RefSeq lists its product as uncharacterized. The record is from RefSeq and is a predicted model, not a curated record. The transcript has 4 exons. Lineage: Eukaryota; Metazoa; Arthropoda; Insecta; Hymenoptera; Braconidae. Bases 108 to 710 code for a protein of 200 amino acids.